AUGCAGAUCAUGCCAAAUCACCACCUAGAACUUCGAAAUAAGGAUGGGUCGUUGAUGGCAUUUGUAUCUACUGCACUUCCCACCCACAUACGUGCUUCUCUGGAAGUCAAUUUACUGGCUGCACUCGGAAAUGCAGACUUGCUUGGAGAUAUGGAUAUGCGCUUGCCUGAAGGUAGACCUUUCCAGGCUAUGCACCUCUCUUGGUACAAUCGCCAUUGUACAUCGGGCCUUAACACUCCAACAGACAUUCAACUUUGGUUAUUAGAGAAGGAAGGAAUGUGCACAAACCAUGGUCAAGUUAUUCCCUACAUAUCCCAGGACUUACAGCAGCACAGACUCAUAUACGGAACAAUCUCAAAGGUGUACGGGGAGUUAUUUGAGUGGAUAAAACAGUUGAUGGAGAAUUACCUACAAGGAGAGUUUGAAAUACUGAUGGAAGUCACCUCCAUUUUGCCUGGCAAUGCUCUUCCGCCCAUUAUUCCUUUCAUUUCUCUGGUGAUCAACAUCAAUGUUCACACCAAAGCUCAUAGAGACAGUGGUGAUCGUCAUCUAUGUUUGGUAAUACCUAUUGGACACUUUGAGGGGGGGGGGUUGUGCUUAUUGGAGAAUGGGCUAGUUCUGGAGUUGCGCAAUGGUGACAUAGCUAUCUUCAGAUCUAGUGAGGUAACCCAUUUUAACCUAGACUAUAGUCUAGCUAAUAGAAGUUAA
Molecule: messenger RNA, 708 nt
Organism: Suillus bovinus
Lineage: Eukaryota; Fungi; Basidiomycota; Agaricomycetes; Boletales; Suillaceae
Exons: 4
Coding region: 1-708 (235 amino acids)
Source: RefSeq, a predicted model, not a curated record